Messenger RNA from Vitis vinifera (wine grape), 2873 nucleotides. RefSeq names its product meiosis-specific protein ASY3. The transcript is spliced from 11 exons. NCBI's taxonomy places the organism in Eukaryota, Viridiplantae, Streptophyta, Magnoliopsida, Vitales, Vitaceae. The record is from RefSeq and is a predicted model, not a curated record. The coding region runs from base 200 to 2650 and encodes 816 amino acids. Gene Ontology annotation, biological process: meiotic cell cycle.
CAAGAGUUUGAUUCAUUUGGACAAGCUCAUUUUCCCGCCUCCUGCUGUUUCCGCCAAUCUGGUUCCCGAUCAUCCUUUCUCUUUCUCUCCCUCUCUUACAUCAAGUUGAAAUUUUCAUCGGAAUUGAACAUCUACAAGGAAUUUUCCUUAGGUUUCAGCUGGUGCAGGUUGUCGUUUCGUUGUUUUUUUCUCCAGGAAAAUGGAAACAAUGGAGAUAGAAGGACAAGUUAUACAAGAUGAUCAAAUGAGCAACUGCCGGAGUUUUGGCAGUAAUUAUCAUCCAUCUAGCCAAUCAAGAAAAAUUUCGAUUGGCGUUAUGAUAGAUUCAUUAGCAAAGAUAGGAUCUGAAGGUAUGAAGGAUGAUGAGGUUGCAGUGCUAAAUGCAGAAAAGGCAACUUCUAACAGAGGGAGAAAAAACAAGGAGCAAGGACUUGCAGCUGCCAUUAUAAGUAAGCAAAAUGAGGCUCCAGUGCAGGAGAGUUCCCCAUGGAUUAAUACGAAAUCAUUUUACAAAAAGAGACCAAUCAUAGAGACUGUUUAUACAAAACAAACUUCAAGUUUAAACAUUGCUAGGGGCAGGGAAAACAAGGUUAAUGGAGCAAAGGAAACACUAACAACUAGUUCGAUCCAGUUUUUUGCAAACCAGAACUCAAUGUUACAGUCUGGCAAUGGAAAUCAGAAGAAAUUCAACAGAGUUACUGAUAAAAGUAGUGGAGGGAAGGACGGAACCACAGAGAUGGAGGAAUUUCGAUCUUCAGAUGGGCAGGGAGUUGGUGUGUCUGACAAAGUAGGGACAGUGGUGAAAAUCAAUAAAACAGAAAAGAGAACCAGUGAAGCUUUGAAAAUGAAGCUUUGGGAGGUACUGGGAAAUGCAUCUUCACCAAACAAGCAGUUCUUUUCAGGUUCUAAGACUCUUGAGAUGGAUGCAAAUAGUCCGAUGGUAGAGCCAAACUUUGAUCAAAAGGGCAAUACAAUUGUUAAGCCCAGACAGAAUUCAGACUCGAUAGAACCUGAUUCUGAAAGUCCUGAUGCUACUACCAGGAGACCAGUGACUCGUUCUCUGACCCGUAAGAGAGCUCCGACUAAAGUGCAGGCAAAAAAAGUUAAAAGUGGGCCAUCAUCUAGUUGUAAACAGAAACUUAAAGAAAGGAGCAUCUUCUCUUUUAAGGUAGGAUUGUCUGGGGAAUUACAUGAUGCUGUCAAUGGUGUUUUGCAGAAAUCCAUAAAGAAGGGUGAGAGAAAGAGUUGUCGAAUUGAGCCCCGUAAGAUUUGGUUUCCUGAAAAGGAUAAUGCAGAUAGGAUUAAACCAGCAAAUGAUGGAAGCAAAGCACUACCACCAUCUGAGAAAGCAUCAUUGCUUGGUAAUAGAAUGGAGAACUUUCAAGGCUGUCCUCUGAAUAAUGGAGAUGGAGAUCAUGUUGAACCAAAGAAGGGAGACCAAGAAAAAGAUUUCCAUGGUUCACCAGUGACAAAGAAGGCCGAUAAGGUGGGGGAUGUUGACAGUCCAGCAUUAACAAAAAGUGCUGAUGGGCAGGAAGACUUAAGCAAUCCAUCUUUAAAUAUCCUGGAGGAUCCACAAGAUUUCCAUAGCCUGACAUUUCGAAUGAGAACACCCAUGAGAAACUCUUCCCCUUACUCACCCCCAAGGACUGACGGCAUGGAACAGGAUGUUUGCAGUCCUGCUGUAGCCGAGAAAAUAUUUACUUUCGGAGCUAUCCAUUGUUUCAGGACUUUGCCUACUCCAAAACGAGACUGUUAUGGAUCAAAAAUGCAAUCAGAAUCCGAUGAUGCAGAGGAGCUUAGAGUUUCUCCUACCAAGAAAUCUGUGCCUAUUGUGAAAGAAAAAGAUGAAGGAAAUGAAUCGUCUAAAUCAUCAUCUGAAGAAAGGGACUCUGAUUGCUUUAAAGAAAUUUCACCCAUUGAUCAAGGAUAUCACAGCUCUCAAGAAACAGAUAUAUUUUCUCCAGAAAUUGUUCCUGCUGACACACCAAAGUUCACGCUUCGUCCAGCUAAAAGGCUCCGGAGCCAUGGAGGCAUUAAAUUUAAUGAAUUCAGUCCUGAUCCACUCUUCCCCAAAGGAACUGAAGGAAGUACGGAGUUCCAGUGUUUUUCAGAGCAGAACCAAGAGGAUGGGCUGUCAAGGGCCAUCUCUCUGUUUUCCUUGGCUCUAGAGAGAAUGAAAAGCAAAAUGGAGACAGAGACUAGUAAAAGAUCCUCUGAAAUUGUGAUGUCUGUUGCUGAGGGAAUACACUUGCAACUGCAGAAUGUCCAAUCUCAGAUGCAGAAAGAUGUAGGGAAGCUGACAAGCCUCAGUAAAUUAAAAAGAAAACGCCUGGAAACAAGAUUUCAAGAGCAACAAGAACAGCUAAAGCUAAUACAUGAAAAGUUUAAAGAUGAGAUCAAUCAGCAUAUCCAGGACUGCAGAAGCUCAAUUGAAGGGCUGGAAGUGCACCAAAUUGAGCUUAAGAGAAAUGUGGAGAGGCAAAAAGCAUCACACCAGAAGCUUCUCUUGCAAGUGGAAGAAGCAAUUGAGAUCCAACUCAAUGAUGCGCAACAAAGAAUCACAGCCAUCCACAAGAUGGCCAGGCAAAAGAUGCUCCAAUUGAAGCUUGUACUAGGUGAAUGUCUGAAAGAUGGCAUUCUCAGUUGAAAUAAUUUUCACUGCUAGCUACCAAGAUGGAGAUUUCGCUCAAAGUUUGACAAGAGGCCUCAAGAUUUUGUCCAUGUUUAGAAGCUUUUGCACCUUAUAGCUAUAUGGUCCUAUUACCAUCUUCUACUUUGGAAUUUAUUGUACAUCUUUCCACUGUUUCUGGAACUUCUCUUAGUUGUGAAGAUAGCCCAAUUCUCUGUUAAUGGUUUAUGACUUCAAAUUA